AUGGCUGAUGCUGUGGACAAUGGGGAUAAUACUCCAGGCGCGGUUUACCCCCCGGGCAGCCCGCGUCAUUCUCUUCUGGAUGCUCUCAGAGGAGCUCAUUUGGCCCUGGGAGCCUCGGGGGCUGUGCCCAUUGGUUCCAGCCUCCGCCCCCUGAGUGACGCUACCCCGGGGUUCCCGUGCUCCUCCCUUUCUGCUCCUCCUCCGCCUCUGCCUCCACCUGCUCCUUCCCUUCCUCCUCCAGCACCUCCUCCUGCUCCUGCGAGCUCGAGACGGCCUGCAGCGUUGUGGAACUUUUCAAAGACUUCAUCACAAGAUGAUUCAGGUGCUUCUUCCGACUUACCUUUAGACUCAACCAACUAUACACCAUCCUCCGGCAUACUGAAAAAGAGUACAGGUAUCAAUCAAACUUCAUUAGGAUUAAAACAUCCUUCCACUUCCGAAGUAAACAGUGUUAAUCCAAAAAAGCCAAAGACCGAUGCAAGUGUUUCCAAAACAAGUCCUUCGUCUUCAUCAUCUUUACUUAAGUCCCCUUCAGAGCCUUCUCCCCAGGCUGUAGAGUCAAAUAUAAAUACCUCAUCACUUCAGUCUGAAGCUGGAGACCCUUCACUACAACAUUGUCCAAACUGCCAUGUUAAGUUCAGGUUUUUGGAUCUUUUGAAAUGCCAUAUAAAGCGUUGCUGCCCAGACAUGAUAAACCACUUUCUGGAAACUCUUCAGUCAGACGAUUCAAAGGAUGAAAACAAAGCUAACAUUGGCUCAGAUGAAGGCAAAUUGAUCAUGCUGGUUAGUGACUUUUAUUAUGGAAGACAUGAAGGAGCUAUUGCGGAACACCCGAAGACUCACAGAGCCUUUAAAUGCUUCAGGUGCUCAAAAGUUUUUAAAAAUAAUAUUAGGUUCAUGAACCACAUGAAACACCACUUGAAACCUGAGAAACAGAAAAAAGAGACCUGGAAAAGCCGUUCUACAUCUCUUUGCAAAAUCUGUGAAUUGUCAUUUGAAACAGAGCAUAUCUUUUUACAACAUAUGAAGGACACUCAUAAACCUGGUGAAAUGCCCUAUGUUUGCCAGGUUUGCCAGUUUAGAUCAUCAAUAUUUUCUGAUGUGGAAAUUCACUUUAAAUCAUCCCAUGAAAACACUGAGAACUUGCUAUGUCCAUUUUGCCUCAAAGUUAGUAGAAUGGCAACCCCCUAUGUGAAUCAUUGCAUGAGACAUCAGAUGCUUUCCAGUUUCAUGAGGUCCUAUUUAUUGAUUGUUGAUCUUAGAGCCUGUGCUGUUGGUGUUCUGUUCAGGAAGUUGUCUCCUGUGCCACUUUUUAAAAUACAAUUCACAUACCAAUUUUCCGGAUGGAUGGAUGGAUGGAUGGAUGGAUGGAUGGAUGGAUCCUGGAAAAAAAAAGUAAAGAGAGAGAGGAAAGGAAAGAAAUGGAAUGAAAAAAAAAAAAAAACAACCAGCUCUCAUAGUGACCAACCAAAUAAACAGUUUUAUAUUUCUAAGAAGCAUUCACAAGCCCUCAGGGGCAUCACUCUAGUGUGCCUUAAAUGUGACUUCCUAGCUGGUACUUCUGGCUUAGACCGUAUGGCUAAACACUUAAGUCAACGUAAAACUCAUACUUGCCAAGUUGUCAUAGAGGACGUUACUGAAAGAACCUUAACUCCCGAAUCCACUUCUGACGGCUUGUUGAAAUAGAUUCCUGCUCUAUGGAGCUCGUGCAACCUGGUGCAAGACAAGUUGGAAUUUCCUAAGCUGAAAGUUCUGCAGUGUUUGCGUUCACAAAUCCAGUUUCCUAAGUUGAAAGUUCUGCAGUGUUUUCAUGGAAGCUGUUAAAAUCCAUGACACUCACUGUCAUUAUUCAGCUCUUUUCAGCUUUCAGGUGGCAGUAGAUCGUUACUGUCAGGUUAACAUGUCUGAAUGUGCUGUUGUUUUCCAGUUGGCUCUGGAAAAAGAACUUUAGUUCUGUUGUCUUUCUUACUUUGCUUCAGAUAAUCUGUUUUCUCUGCUGUAGUUGCCUCCAGAAUAUUACAUACAAAUGCUGUAGCUGUUCCUUUUUCUCUUUGUCUGUUUUGUCUGCAUCUUGAUUUCUUACAAGUCUUGCUGCUCAGAUAGCGUUCAUUCUUUGUCGUUGUUCUACUUUUCAUACUUUUCAGAUACAGAGGCAACACAGAAAUUUCAAAAAUGUCCAGUGGACUCCUGGACAGUGUCCUACUUCGAUGGACACAACUGAUGCCUGUUCUCUCAUUCCAAGGAAUGUGAACUGUUUGACUGUGAGACCUGUUUCAAUUUGUGGCCUUGGGAAUUUAUCAGUUCUUAGGCAGUGUCCCUGACAGUCCUUCCAUCAGGCUGAUUUUGAUUUGGCCACAGAUGACUUCAGGGUGCACCAAACUAAACACAGCUUCCCACUGGGGGCUUUGGUUCUUAUGUUUAAGCUUUUGAGUUGGCUCUAAUAAUGAAAGCCCAUCAAGUGAAUGCUUUGACAUAUGCCAUGUUUAAUCACUUUGGCUACAUAGUCCUUCAAUAUUCCUCACGUAGUCUACAAUGCAAGAAAAGCCUGAUUGUAUAGGGAGUGAGGUUACUGCCAUAUUCUUGGAAAAACAAACAUUGUGAAAUUUUAGCUCCAAAUUAACACUUAUUUCUCUUAUCACAUAUAGUUUUAAUGAUUAUACCAUGAGUUCUCAGCAAUUCUAGUAUUUAAAUUUCUACUUGUUUUUUUUUUUUAAUUAUUUAUUUUGUUUUAUUUUAUGUGUAUUGGUUGUCCUGCAUGUAUGUCUGGGUAAGGUUGUCAGAUCCUCUGGAACUGGAGUUACAUAUGGUUGUGAGCUGUCAUGUGGUUGCUGGGAAUUGAGCUCAGUUCCCCUGGAAGAGCCGCCAGUACCCUUAACCUCCAAUCCAUCUCUCCAGCCCCCUCCUAAUUGUCUUUUAAAAAUCAAAUUUUGAUAGCAUGAUUUUUGUCAUUCACUAAAUUUAGUGAUGUCCACUUUGAAUGUCUACUUUUAUAAUUUCUACUUAAAUCUUUUGUUUUGUGUUUGUUAAAAAUGCCAAAAAAUUCUUUAAUAUUUUCUGCAUAUUUCAUGUAGCUACUUAUUGUUUGUUUGUUUGAUUCUUUCUUUCUUCCUUCCUUUCCUUCUUUCUUUUUCUUUCUUUCUCUCUCUCUUCCUUUCUUUCUGUCUUUCUUUCUCUCCUCUCUUUUUCUUGCUCUGGAUUCCAAGGUAUGCAUGGUAUUUGUUUAGGUCAUUAGACAUUAAUAUAUGCUCUGUCUUAUCUUGGGAUCAUCAUUAACAUCUUAGUGGUCAGGAAUUCAAAGAUGAAAAACAAAAACUCCCUUUACAGAUCUUAAAACAAGUAUCAAGUUGCUAUGUGCUUAAUAGUUACUAUCUUAGCUGUUAAUGUAAAUUCCUUUCAAUAAAGAUAAUGUAUUAAAAAAUUUGGGGACCAAAAAAUGCACUUGUUUCUUGCCCACAGAUACAGAAAGAGAUGUAUACUUUAUUUAUUUUGGUGUUUGUUUAUUUUGAUUAUAUUGAACAUAGGUUUUCUGAACAGUUUUAAUGUUACUUAUUUUUUUAAUGAAAUUUGUAUUAUUAAACACUCUUGGGAAUUAUUUUAUAAUAAAUAAGUUGAUAUAAAAA
This is a messenger RNA of Meriones unguiculatus (Mongolian gerbil), 3620 nucleotides long. RefSeq names its product zinc finger protein 280C (gene Znf280c). The transcript has 15 exons. NCBI's taxonomy places the organism in Eukaryota, Metazoa, Chordata, Mammalia, Rodentia, Muridae. Gene Ontology annotation, biological process: regulation of DNA-templated transcription. The record is from RefSeq and is a predicted model, not a curated record. Gene Ontology annotation, molecular function: DNA-binding transcription factor activity, RNA polymerase II-specific; RNA polymerase II cis-regulatory region sequence-specific DNA binding. The coding region runs from base 1 to 1686 and encodes 561 amino acids.